This is a messenger RNA of Chrysoperla carnea, 2907 nucleotides long. RefSeq names its product glutamic acid-rich protein-like. Gene Ontology annotation, molecular function: peptidyl-aspartic acid 3-dioxygenase activity. The record is from RefSeq and is a predicted model, not a curated record. Lineage: Eukaryota; Metazoa; Arthropoda; Insecta; Neuroptera; Chrysopidae. Gene Ontology annotation, cellular component: endoplasmic reticulum. The transcript is spliced from 8 exons. Gene Ontology annotation, biological process: peptidyl-aspartic acid hydroxylation. The coding region runs from base 128 to 1882 and encodes 584 amino acids.
UCUCUUUCUAUCAAAUCAUGUGUUUAACACAUCGCGUUUAAAUCCCAGUACCAGGAAAAAAUUUCAAAAAAACGGUAAAAAUUCAAAAUUGUGGAUAAAAUUUUUUAAUUAAUUUUAAACAAACAUAAUGGCCGAUGCACAACCUCGAAAACGUAAAGAUAAAAGACGAAAAAAAGGACGUUUUAAAGACGAUUCUAUUACGGGUGAAACUGAUCCAAGAUCUCCACCAACGGUUAUUCCACAAAAAAGUACCAGUGUUGAUGACACAAAUAUCCAUGUAUAUCACGAUGCUCAUACGGGAGGUGGAUGGUGUGCAAAAAUCGUCUUCUUCAUUCUGUUGGCGAUUAUUGGAGUUUUAAUUGGAUUUAUACUUUUGGAAUAUCGAGGUUCUACUGACUUGGACGCACCUGUACAAGAUUCAAAAUAUGCAGAAAUCUUUGAAGGAUGGAUUGAUGACACGCCUCAACUUCAUGAUGACGAAGAUGAACAUCCUAUAGAUGAUCAUGACGAUGAGCACGAUGACGAUCACGAUGAUGACGGUCAUGAAGAUGAGGGAGGUAGCGACGAACAUGAUGACGAUGAAGAAAAUGGCUCAGAAGAAGGUGAACAAGAAGAGGCUGACGAAGAAGAACAAACGGAAGCUUCAAAUGAAGUUGAGGAUGAGGAAGGAGCUGAUGAUGAUGAGGGAGAUCAUGAACCAGAGGAUGAACCUCAAGCUGACGAACCUGACGAUGAAGAACAGGAAGAUAGUACAGAGUUAGCAAAUGAUGAAGAAGGUGAAGAGAACCCAGAUGAUGAUGAGAAUAAUUCUGAAGCCAAUGAUGAUAACGAUGAUGGUGACGAUGAUAGGGAUGAUUUAUCCGCUGAAGAUAUUCAAAAAGUUUUGGAUAGUUUAGAAGAGGAUGAUGCUUUAGAGGAGGUUGAUGAAGCGGCUGAUAAUUCAAAUGAGAACGAAGUAAUUGACAACAAUCCAGAAGAAGCUGAACUUCUUCGACAACAAGAAGAGGCGGAAGCUGAAAAUGAAGAAGAAUCCAGUAGCGUGGCAGUUAAAUUUGGCGUUGGGGUGGCAUUACUUGUUGUCGCCCAUUUAGUUCUCGUUAGGAAAUGGAAUAAUGCUACAAAUGCUCAAGUUAGUUCCGAUUCUUCGGUAACAAUGACUCCACCACAAACCACCGAUACAAGCGAAGGAGAUUUAAGUCGUCGUAACACUAUUGUUAGCGAAGAUACCGUCAAAUCGUUACAUGAAGCUAUGGAACGUGCUCGAAUUGAAUCUCAAGAAAUGACUGACGAGGAAGAUCUCGAAGAUGAAGAAGAAGAAGAGGAGGAGGAGGAGGACGAAGAAGAAAUUGAAGUUAAAAGUUAUCCAAAAUAUGGUAGUAGUUAUCAAAGUGAGCCAGAAAAAUUAGAAGUUCCAGGUGCAAAAGCACCAGGCGCAUUCGAUUUAAGUUUUAAUCGACCAUCGCCAAUUCGAACUUCUACGCCACCUGGUUUUUUCGGUGACGACGAGGAAGCUGAAGAGGAGAAAGAAGAAGAGGAAGAGGAGGAAGAAGAAGUCGAAGAAGAUGACGACGAAGAGUUAUUGAAAAAACUUGAAGCAAAAUAUGGAAAACUACCAAGUAAACAAAUUGAAGUGUCCGAUAAUCCUGAAGAAGAAGAGGAAGCCGAAGAAGAUGAAGAAGAGGAGGAGGAGGAAGAGGACGAAGAUGAAGCAUUCCCAUCUUGGAGAAGAGUAAAAUCUGUACCAGAGAAGAAACCUGAGCCUGCAGAAGCCACACCGAAAGCAUCAAAAACAGGUGGAGCAAAAGCAUUUGAAGAUGAAUUACUCGACGAAGACCAAUUCUUUAAAGAACAUGCGUCAUAUGACAAUGUUCCAAAUUUCUAGACAAAAUGACCCAUAUAUAAAAAAAAAGUAAAUCCUUGCCAUAGUUUUUAGUGAUAAAUUUUUAAUUAAUAGUUGAAGCCAAUUUAUUGUCAAAGCUUUUCGAUAACACAGUGUGAUAAAUUAACGUUUUUAAUUUUUUUUUUGUUGAGUUUUUUAUAAUACUUUUUUUUUUGAAUUGUUAUUUGAAAAAUUAUUUUCAUAUAUUUUGCACCCAUAAAUACGAACAUCUUUUAUAUUGAAUAUUCGAAAAUAAUUUUUCAAUAAAAAUAUUGUUCCAAGCUGAAUUAUUGAUAAACGAGUCAAUGGAACUUCUGCUUCAAGAAACAGAACCGAUUUUGAGUGGAAAUUCUGUAAAAAAAAUGUUUUUUGCAACGUUAUCACUUGCAAACAGAGAUAUUACAAUUGCUAAAAAAAAAUUGUACUAACAUUUGCAAAUAAUUUUUAGCUUAAUCCGCUGUAGUAUUCGGUCUACUCGAGACUGUAGCCUUUUAUUUACUAGAGCCUUAAACGAAAGAUUGAAUCAGUAAUGAUUCUCGAAUUAAUUAAUUCGGUAUCGAAACUGCUACGAAUAUCUUAAUCUAAACAAGAAAAAAAUAUAUUCCUUUCUCAACGACAUAUCAUAAAAAACUUAUUCGGGAUCGAAACUAUCAUCGAAUAUUGUAGAGGAAAGAGGCCUAUAAUGAUCCCCCCUAAGAAAACAUGCAAUUUAUAGCUAAACUAUUCGACAUAUUUCCAACCUCGAAAUAUUUUUGGAUUCUUUAUUCAAUUGUUACAAUAUUGGCAUGUCAAUUUCUUUUGAUCUGUUCAAAUUUUUAUAACUUCAAUAUUUGUCAAAGGGGAUCGUUUUGACCGACCUUGUAAGAAUAAUGGGUAAAAUGAUUGCAUUUUUUACAGUUCACAUGAAAUAUUAACUGUUCUUUUACUGCAUCAACGAUUAGUAUGAAAACAAAAGACACUGGUAAAAUCUUUUAAAUCAACACAUUCAAGACCCGUUGCAUGAUGGGGGAUCAUUUUAAUUAUUACAA